Molecule: messenger RNA, 2643 nt
Organism: Myxocyprinus asiaticus (Chinese sucker)
Lineage: Eukaryota; Metazoa; Chordata; Actinopteri; Cypriniformes; Catostomidae
Product: protein phosphatase 1 regulatory subunit 1B-like
Exons: 5
Coding region: 271-807 (178 amino acids)
Biological process (GO): intracellular signal transduction
Cellular component (GO): cytoplasm
Molecular function (GO): protein phosphatase inhibitor activity
Source: RefSeq, a predicted model, not a curated record
UGACUCUGAACACAGUGAGUGGGAGGCCGAGGAAAACCGGAGAUCAGGGAGAUAAGAGAUUUAAAUAAAUAAAAAAACAGUGAACGGUGGCACAUCUGAGAGACUCAAUAGAGAGAGAAAAAACGAAAGAAAAAACAGGAUAAACUAACAGCACUGAAGAAAGCUGUUUGGGGGAUACCACGUGUGUGUGUAUGUGUAUAUGUCUGUAUGAGGCUGUUGAUAUAUGUUGAAACAGGGUUAGUCAGAUACUAAGGAAAUUCAAAGCAGAUUAUGGAACCCUCAAGUCCCGCGGAGGGCCCGGUGGAACCCAAAGAAAGAAGGAAAAUUCAGUUUGCAGUCCCAGCCACAGAACCAACCCAACUGGACCCGCGGCAGGUUGAAAUGAUCCGACGACGAAGACCCACACCUGCCACACUGUUCAAAGUAGCAGAUCAAACAACAACUGAGGAUGAUAACUCCACCCAUCAGUGGGUUGUAGGGGAAAAUGGUGUCCUAAAACCAAAACGAAUCAACCCAAAUAUCUACCAGCCACCAUCAUUAAAAGCCGUUCAGCAGAUGGCUGAAGCUCAGAUGCAGAAAUUAGGUGUGUAUCCUCAUGUAGAGGAGGAAGGGGAGGAGCCUAUUCUGAGAGAGGAGGAGGAGCUAUCCUCAUCCCACAUGCCUGAUUCACAGGAGCAAAUGGGCAUGGCGGAUAACCAAUCGGGAAUCGGAAAGGCAAGAGCCACAGAACCGACUGAUGAAGAGGAGGUGUUGUUAGAGGAAGAAAAAGACGAUAUGGCAGAGGAUGAGUGCAGAAAUGUGGAUUGAGGAUGCAAGACUUAUUAUUAUUUAGAGUGAUUGAUUAUUGGUUAUCAGUGAUUCCAUCCUUAAGCUGUUGGUUUGUUUUCGGAGAGAGAAAAAGGCUGAACACCUGGAUUUUUGGAGUGGUCAUAUGAAUUAGUGAAAUAGUCAUAUAUAAGGUCAAACCUACAGUAUCAGACAUCAUGUAUUUUGAUAUCACCCAUAAACACAGGUAAAGUGCAAAUGUUUAGUUCUUUGAGCAGUGCCGUAUGAAUGCUUUGAAUGAAGUGUUUUCACACUCCAGGAGGAGACGUGUCAGUGUUCAUAUCAAAGCAAGUGUUAUGCCACAUUUCCUGUAUGUGUGGGUUGUGUGUAGUUAUGUUUGAAAUUGCAUGCUACCAUACCUCUCUUACAAUUUAUACAUUAUAGAAGUAGUAUGGUAGUAUGCAAUUCUAGAUGUGUGUGUGUGUGUGUGUGUGUGUGUGUGUGUGUGUGUGUGUGUGUGUGUGUGUUUGUAUUCAUCUGGACCUGCACUGCCAUCUAGUGUACAGAGGAUUGAUAUACUAAGUCCAUUGAUCUUAAUGAAAUAAUUUGCUAAAAAAAAACAAAAAAACUUGUGCACAUGAAAAGGCUGACUAUCUCAAUUUUUUAGGAGCAUUAUUGUCUAGCAUAUUUUGCUGUUAAAUCACUACUACCAUCUGGGCAGCUUCUGUAAACACUGACUAAACUUCAAAUGGCAGUAAAUUUAGGCCUCUUUCUUACAAACUAAUAUAAUUCAUACAAUUUAUUUUUCCAUUUUUAAUCACAAGUUUUGACGUUCAUUUGUGGUUUGUCAAUGACGUGAUAAGUUUCCACAAACGUUUUAUUUACAUACUGAAUUUGCUUCUUUUAGAUUCUAAUAUGGCCAUAAUUAUUUACAGAUGAUACAUUUCCAGAUUUAGUGCCUCUGUGCUCAUAUACAACGGGAAUAUCAGAAACAUGUGUAAAUAAUUUUGUGCAGUUACUGUAAUUAAAGGAUUGUAUUAAUAUCAACUAGAUAACUUAUUACUAAUCAUAGUUUUUAUUAAGAGAAUGUGUUACAUGUUUCUUGCAUAGCAAAAUCCAAAGUUAGGGAACAAAUGUUGAAAUGUUUUUAAACAUUAAUAAUAGUUCAAAUGAACUAAAACAUAAAAAGUUCAAGGAUUUACAACAGCCACAUAUUGCUUUUUGUAAGGGGGGAAAAAAGUGAUUUUAUCAACUCACAUUUAUAUACAUGUAACAAUUCAAAACUCAUUGACAUGCAAUAGGCUUAUGUGUUUGUACCAAUAAAUAUAUUUGCACUGAAGUGUUAAGAAGUCUUUCCUUUUUAUAUUUUUUGGAAUGAAAAAAAAUGCUGAAAUAAACUGAUAGUUAAGAGUUUGCCAAAGUGAUGUGUCAUGAACUACAUGAUCAAAUGUACAUCGGAUGAAAUGAAAAUGUCACUAAUACUGUGUAUAUAUUUUUCCUUUUAUAAUUUAGUCUUACUCGGACGUCUCUAGGUUUUAGGCCUAGUGCCAUUUGGACAAAACUGAACAUGGUUUGAACCUCUGUUUGAAGUGCUAUGAUGCUUUGUUGUUUUUGUCAGUCUACAUUUGGAAAUAAAGUAUGAUUUUUAUUCCCCUAACCAAUGAAAGCAAUGAGAAGAUUGUUCAAACAUUUUGGUAAUUUUCUCAUUUUCUGAUCAUGUAAACUAUUACCCAAUUUAGCCAAUAUUCUGGUGUCUAGAAAUGAUUGCUGCAGAUGUCUGUGUAUAUAUAUCAAGCUAUCAAAGACACAUUUUUUAAGCUUGGAAGGUCAGAUACUUUCAUAAAAAUCAAAAUAAAGGAACUUAAAUCAAUACAUAGA